AUUAACACUAACUUCUAAAACUUGUAGUAUUUUGUUUAUGAAAAUAAAUAAAUAACAUAAUAUUUUAGAAUUUUAGAAUGGAUGAUAUAGUAAUUGGUAUUGAUCUGGGUACCACAAAUUCGUGUAUUUCUGUUUAUACGAAAGGCAGAAUACAAAUUCUAGAAAAUACAAGAGGAGCAAGAGUUACACCAUCUUUCAUCUACUUUCCGCCUCAAGGUGGUAUCGUCAUUGGUGAACAUGCAAAAUCAAUGUCAAUUCAGAAACCCGAAAACGGUAUCUACGAAAUGAAGCGACUUGUGGGCAGACAGUUUGAUGACACAUACAUUCAAAAAACUCUCGACUAUUUUCCCUUUGUAAUAACGUCAGGCGCCUCUAAUCUCCCAGUGAUUUCUUUUAAUCAGAAUAAUACAACAAUCCAGAAAACACCACAAGAAUUGUGUACAAUUAUACUACAAGAAUUAAAAAAAUAUGCAGAAAUAAAAUUGAACCAGAUAGUAAAUAAAGUUGUCAUAACCGUUCCGGCUUACUUCAACGUCACACAACGAGAAGUCACUUUAGUAGCAGCUAAAGAUGCCGGGUUUACUGUGCUCAAGCUGCUAAAUGAACCAACAGCAGCGGCUUUAGCUUACUACUUCGAUAAUGAUAUAACCGAAAAUCAUAUUUCAUUAGUUUACGAUCUGGGAGGCGGAACCUUCGACGUUGCCAUUCUUCAGAAAAAAACUGAUAAUGUGGAAGUACUAUGCGUGGGUGGAGACACACAACUAGGGGGUCACGAUUUGGAUAAUUGCAUUUUAGAUUAUAUUUUAGAGGUGCUACGCAAAGAUUACCAUUACAAUGCAAAAAUAAAUCCAGAUGAUAAAAGAAGAUUACGUAAUAAGUGCGAAGAAGCGAAGAAAGAACUGUCAUCGACUAAUGAAGCAUUGAUAACUAUAAACGGAAUGGUAGCUAAUCAUCCCAGAAUUAUUAUUACACUGACGAGGUCUGUCUUUGAAGAGAAAGCCAACAAGUUAUUUAAAAAAACUAUUGACAUUCUACAUAACUGUUUAGUCAGUUCAAAAAUUUCCAAGCAAUCGAUUCAAGAGGUAAUUUUAUGUGGUGGUUCCACCCGAAUACCCAAAAUACAAGAAAUGGUUUCGGAAUAUUUCGAAGGCAAACAGUUAAAUAGAUCUGUACAUCCUGACGAGUGUGUAGCUGAAGGAGCAGCUUUGCAAGCAGCUAUGUUAUCAAUUAAUAAAAAACAGGAUAUUGAACAACUGAAAAUGUUCGACGUUGUUCCUCUUUCGUUGGGUUUUUCUAGUCUCGGAAGUGAGAUGAUUGUUGUAAUCCGUAGAAACACGAAGAUACCGACUAAAGGAUCUCAGGUUUCUGUAAACAGGCACGAAAAGCAUACCUCGUUUUCUGCUGGAAUAUAUGAAGGUGAACGCACAGAUGCAAGGAAAAAUCGUUACUUGGGAAAAUUAUCCAUUGAUGGCUUAUCACCGGCACCUCCCGGACAACGACAUGUAACUUUUACUCUCAAUAUUGAUUCGAACGGGAUACUAACAGCCAAAGCUGAGGAAAUGUUGUCUAAUAACGUUAAGGAAUUGAAAGUGAAUUACACUAGAGGUGACAGGAGUGAGUUUGAAAUUCAAAACUCUUUACUAGCUGCAGUUGAAAAUAAGGAGGCAGAUGAAAAGUUCACAAAUUUUGUUCGAAUUAAACAGUACUUGAUUCAGUAUUUAAUGCGGUUCUUGUAUAACUUUGACAAAAAGAAGUUGCGCUAUGGAUCGAUUAAAAUAUUUUGCGAACAGACAAUAAAUGACUUAAAUGUUAUGGAAGUCGAUCAAAUUGAAUACGUAAAAAGUCUUUUUGAAGAAGUAAGUACAAAAUGUUAUCCAAUUGCCGAAAAUUAUGAAUUUGAAUACAUGCCUAAAAACCGAUAAUAGAUAUGCUUUGUUUGGUUAUUAUUAAUUUUAGACUAAAUAUGUUUCAUUCAAGUUUAUUAUUAAAAGAGUCGUAGCACUUCUAAUUUCGCCAAUCAGAAGAGAUAUUUGUAAAUUUUGCUGAAUAUUAGGAAUAAAACCACAGAUAACAAGGAUUCUAUCUUGUAUUUUACACCAUUAAUAAUCUGAACAGCAGAUGUCUGUCAGUAAUGAAAGUACUAAUUUUGUACUAGAUUUCUUAUUGUAAUAUUGAAAGAAAGUUGGUCCAAGUUGUGUUUUCUGCAGCAUCUUUUUCGUCUUUAAUAUAUGUUAAUUUUGUUACGCCCUUUACCUUUUUAUUAAAUUCUUUUUUUUCUUCUGUUGGAUGUUAUAUCAAAUGUGGAAAGUAUAAACUAGAUGUAUUCAUAUAAAAACUUA
This is a messenger RNA of Zophobas morio, 2339 nucleotides long. Its product is annotated as heat shock 70 kDa protein-like. Gene Ontology annotation, cellular component: plasma membrane; cytosol; nucleus. Gene Ontology annotation, molecular function: ATP-dependent protein folding chaperone; ATP binding. Lineage: Eukaryota; Metazoa; Arthropoda; Insecta; Coleoptera; Tenebrionidae. Bases 78 to 1922 code for a protein of 614 amino acids. The record is from RefSeq and is a predicted model, not a curated record. The transcript is spliced from 2 exons.